AUGACGGCACUGGCGACGAGCUCCGACGGGCUCGGGCUCGUGUCUGAGGGCAAGGAGCUGGCACUCGCGCAGCUACCCGAGCGGAACCCGGAGAGAUGGCAGCUAGCGCUACUGAUCUACCCGUCGGCGGUACGGCAGUUGCAUCUUGGUGACGGAGCGGUGGUCGAGGACCUGGAGCGGGUGCGGAGCAUCGUGCAUAGCUUGCAGCGGGGCAGAACCACCCUCAACAGGGUGUAUGCGCACGACUGGGAUGAGGGCGACUUUGCGCUGUUUUACAGCCGCGGGACGCUGCAUUUUCUCGUGGGCGCGUUUGUUGAGGAUGAGGUCAGGCUGUUCCGGCAGUGUAAUGUCGUCGCGAGUGAGUUCCCUGUCGGACCACUGCCUGAGGGGACGGUGGCUGCGUAG
Molecule: messenger RNA, 405 nt
Organism: Lasiosphaeria miniovina
Lineage: Eukaryota; Fungi; Ascomycota; Sordariomycetes; Sordariales; Lasiosphaeriaceae
Exons: 3
Coding region: 1-405 (134 amino acids)
Source: RefSeq, a predicted model, not a curated record